Molecule: messenger RNA, 1158 nt
Organism: Suillus fuscotomentosus
Lineage: Eukaryota; Fungi; Basidiomycota; Agaricomycetes; Boletales; Suillaceae
Exons: 4
Coding region: 1-1158 (385 amino acids)
Source: RefSeq, a predicted model, not a curated record
AUGCUGGCCACGAUGACCCAAUACACCCCCCAUGUCUCCUCAUCGAACGGUUCCGAUUCUUCCAAUGCAACCCAAUACAUGCCAAACACCAGCGUGUAUAUGGGUCAAUUUCCCUGGCCCCAGCCUGCAUGCAUUCCUAAUUCAGGCGUCUACUAUCCGUACGGUAUGCUAGCUAAUGGGACGCAUAGUGUCCCUCUCCCAUACGCGCCCGUCGCACCUUCGCCUGGUGCGGGUGCUGGAGUGGCGCAUCACAUGUCUCAAGCGGGACAAAACGGUUACCAACCCCCUGCACUAGCCAAUGUCUCGUAUGCCACUCAUGUUGGUCCAUACCCACCACUGACUGCUGCUGCUGCUCCCUCACAAGACGCAUCCGCGCCACUCCUGUACCAUCAAUCCUUCCCAUCGACUUCUUUUUUAGGAGGCGCAAACCUUUACGCUGCACCCAUACCGCACCAGGGAUACUUCCACCAGCAUCACGGGCCUGGACUAGCAACGGGCUUUGCUUCCUCGUCUCUCCCUCAAGCACCAGGUUUUUCGGCCAGUCCAAAAUGCAUCGCGGAGGACAUAGACCGCCACAUCAAACAAAGCAAAAUAGUCCCCGGCGGGAUGAAGAACGACCCGUUAUUUACGCCUGUGUUAGACGAACUUGGUCAGCCCAAAGGGACAUUCGUGUGUUCUAGGGACGGCAUGAUACUCAAUCCUGAGAGCUAUCUGAGGCACGUCAGGACAAAAAAGCACCUAGGCUUCAAACUAGAGAAAUUCAAAUGCAAUAAUUGCUCCAAAACGUAUACGAGACGCGAUGCCUACAAGAGACAUUUCGUCAAUGGCAAGUGCGAACACUCGACAGCUGUGGGCGCUUCUCCAGGAUACUCAGCUAGUGAGAACUCCAUGAGUCCCGCUUCAGCUGCGCCUGUGACAGCACCUACCACGGCGUUCACGUGUUCUUACUCAUACCCCAUGCUCACCACGUCGAUGUCCCAGAACAUGCAGAUUGUAGCCCCAGCAGCUUAUGUUACGCAGUCGUGUGGAACGCCCACUGUCGUGAAUCCUGUUCUUUGCCUCUCUCAAUCAUCAGGGACUAGCAUGAUCGCAGAACCCGAAGAAGAAGACGACGACGACGCUGAGUUUUGGGAGGCUAAUGAGAUAAAGGGUAUCUAG